AUGUCUGAGGCAGACUCGUCUCGUGGGAAAUGCGCGCACAUCCCCCUAAACCCCGUUCCCCGCCAGCAACACGUGGUCCACUCCGAGACCAAGCUCGACAGCCAGUACAACAUUGACGUAUUUGGCAAGUACCGUGGGUCGUCGAAGGUGAUGGUGCUGCCCAAGACCACCGAGCAGGUGUCCCAGGUUCUCGCGCACUGCAACAAGCGGCGCAUCAGUGUGGUCACGCAAGGCGGAAACAGCGGCACAGGGGGCGGGGCAAUUGCCGAGCGCGACGAAGUGCUGCUGUGCAUGCGGGACAUGAACAAGGUGCGAGACAUUGAUGAGGUUUCGGGCGUGGUGGUGGCCGAGGCCGGGUGCGUGCUGGACGACCUGGAUCGCCACAUGCAGCAGCUCGGGUACAUUGUGCCGGUGGACCUGGGGUCGCGCAAUAAGUGCAUGAUUGGCGGCAACGUCAGCACCAGUGCCGGCGGACUGCGGUACCUGCGCUACGGCAGCAUGCACGGUACGGUGCUGGGGCUGGAAGUCGUGCUGCCCGAUGGGCGGGUCCUGGACCUGCUGUUUACGCUCAAGAAGGAUGCGUCCGGGUACGACCUGAAGCAGCUGUUCAUUGGUGCGGAGGGCACGCUGGGCGUGGUCACCGCCGUCGCCAUUGCCCUGGCGCCCAAGCCUGCGUCCUCGCAGCUGGUGGUUCUGGGACUGACUGAUUUCUGCAAGAUCCAGCGCGCCUUUGUGCUCGCCAGGCAGAGCCUCGGCGAAAUCAUCUCGGCAUUCGAGUUCUGGGAGAAGCGCUGCAACGAGCUGGUGGUCGAGUACGAGCACUACGAGAGCCCGCUGGAGACCGCCCACGAGUUCUGCGUGCUCAUCGAGACGCGUGGCUCCUACAUGCAGCACGACGUCGAAAAGAUGGAUGCGUUUUUGGACAAGCUGCGCGAGGAGCGCCUGAUUGACGACUCCAAGGUGUUCAGAGACGCCGACGAGAUGGAGCGCGUCUGGGUGUUCCGCCAGCAGAUGGCCACUGCCCACGGCAAGAGCGGGUGCAUGCAUGUCUACGACUUCAGCCUUCCGUCCAAGCACCAGCACGACCUGCUGGUCGCUGUCAAAGAGCAUCUGACUGCCGAGGGCAUCUACGGUCAAGCUGAUUCGCCUGUCAAGGACGUUACGAUAUUUGGCCACAUCGGCGACGACAACAUUCAUCUCCAGGUCAUUGCUAAGGAGUUUGGGGGCAUUGUUGAGGAGGUCAUGGAGCCGUGGGUGUACGAGUGGGUGGGCAGCAGGCAGGGGUCGGUGGCCGCCGAGCACGGGCUUGGAAAGCACAAGGGCGAGUUCCUGAAGUACUCCAAGUCGGCCACAACCAUCAAGCAGCAGUUCGACCCAAACAACAUCAUGAAUCCCGACAAGCACAUCUCGAGGGCAUGA
This is a messenger RNA of Linderina pennispora, 1419 nucleotides long. RefSeq names its product D-lactate dehydrogenase 3. The record is from RefSeq and is a predicted model, not a curated record. Gene Ontology annotation, molecular function: catalytic activity; FAD binding. Bases 1 to 1419 code for a protein of 472 amino acids. Gene Ontology annotation, cellular component: mitochondrion. The transcript has 3 exons. NCBI's taxonomy places the organism in Eukaryota, Fungi, Kickxellomycota, Kickxellomycetes, Kickxellales, Kickxellaceae.